Eupeodes corollae is the source of this 956-nucleotide messenger RNA. RefSeq lists its product as uncharacterized. Bases 18 to 767 code for a protein of 249 amino acids. The transcript has 3 exons. NCBI's taxonomy places the organism in Eukaryota, Metazoa, Arthropoda, Insecta, Diptera, Syrphidae. The record is from RefSeq and is a predicted model, not a curated record.
GCUACAGCUAAUAUAAUAUGGAAAAUGAAAAUAUCAAUAUGGAAAAUGAAAAGGAAUUGAAGUGGACGGAGGAAUUAACAUCGGAAUUAAUUUUUCACUAUGAAAUGUAUCCGAUUUUGUACAACCCUCGUCAUCCCUAUUUUUUGAAACGCGUCAAAAAGAUGGAUGCAUUUAAAAGUAUUCGAACUGCUUUGAAACCAUUGGAUCAACAAAAUAUGACUUUGGACGCAAUUGAAAGAAAAAUUCAUGAGCUUCAAACUCAAUUUUGUAAAGAGUUUUGUGAAGUUAAUAGAUCCCAAAAAAGUAAAGCGGGAACAGGAGACAUAUAUAUACCCAAACUCUGGUGCUACGAUCAACUAUAUUUCCUGGAACCAUAUUGUAAAACAAUAAAAUCAGUUGCAAAUAUCGAACCGAACGAAAAUGAAGAUACAGUUCCAAGUCACAGCAACUCUGAAGCAACCCAACAGGAUGAUUCUAACGACUUCACCCCAAAAAGAAAAAGAACAUCAUCAGGUGCGGAGGAAAUUAAUUUAAUAGCUGAACUUAUAAGGAACAAAAUGGAGAACAAGUCUUCCUAUAGCUGGCUAGGAAAACAAGUCGUUUUUGAGAUGGACAGGAUACAAAAUGAAUCCAUAAAACGGAAAACUUCCUGGGCCAUUCAAAAAAUACUCCACGAAUGUGCCGAGGAAGAUUUGGCUCUUCGAAAAAGUGUAUCGCCUAGUUUUAAAACUAUGUCAUCACCCUCAGGGUCGCGUGAAUCAUUUUAGGCGACCAUCUGCAAACAGUCCAUUAUGGGACUAUUUGAAGACGAAGACGUCUAAGAUUUUGCAUAAAAUUAAUUUUUGUUUAAGUUUUAUUAAAUGCAUAGUUAUAAGUUUCGUUUUUUUUUCAUUGUUAGUAUUAAGAUUCAUGUUUUUUAAGUCGCAAUAAAAGAAAGCAAAAAACAUACCUUCAUA